UCAUCAAAGCAACGUAAGAUUCGUUAAUAUAUCCUGUCAUCGACGCCCACGUGAUACAACUGACCGCAUCUUAUUUCAGGCUGGCGCAUCAAAAAAGUCUACAGAAAUGGCCCAGGCACAUGUUCGUGGUGUGAUAGAUCCUCCUUGCCCAAGGCAUCCUAAAAGUGAAGCUAUAUUUGUAUGUCUCGAAAACGAAUGCGAGGAAGCACUAGCUUGUCCCGAAUGCAUUGUAGGGGAUGGGGAUCACAAUAAACAUGAAAUAACUUUACUGAAGAAUCACUUGGAUACCUUUAAGAAAAAAAUCACUGACUUUAAAACAAAUACUAGAGAACAAAUACUUGCUCCAUUGAAAGAAAUGGUAGACAAAGUAGCAGACGAGCUAGAAACAUUGGAUCCUGCUUCGUCAACUAUCCUCGAAGAAAUCGACGCAAGGGGAAAACAAAUUAUUGAUCGAACAAACACAUUAGUAACCGAACUUAAAGCAAAAUGUAGCCAAAUCGGAGCUUCCAAUCGACAGAUGAUUGAGCAAUAUCAAAGAAGGCUCUUGGAUAAGAUCACCGAAAUCGAGGCUGAUAUCACUGCGCUUGACAAUUUCCUUUCUGCUGAUUGUAAGGCAGAUAUUGUCAAUGGAGCAAAAACAGCACUAUGCAAGAAGUACCAAGAUUUACCGUAUCCUGACAAUAUCAAAGAAGUCUCUUUCAAAGGCAGCGAGACCCCAGUGAAUAACGUCGCAACACUUUUAGGGAUAAUUGUGAUUGGAAAUGAACAACCAGUGAGGGCAGAAACCGAUACCGAAAAGAUCAAACGCCUAGAGAAUUCCAUCAAAGACAUGGAAAAAACGGGUAAAGAUUAUCAAGCCCAUAUCGAGAAGUUGCAAGACGCAUUACAGAAUGCAAGGAAAGAGUGUCAAGAUCAUCAAGCCCAUAUCGAGAAGUUGCAAGACGAAUUACAGAAUGCAAGGAAAGAGAAAACAGCUGAUGCACACGAAAAGAAAGAAAUGCAGGACUCUAUUGAUGAUUUGAGAGCAAAAUUAGAACAGAAAACAGCUGAUGCACACGAAAAGAAAGAAAUGCAGGACUCUAUUGAUGAUUUGAGAGCAAAAUUAGAACAAAGCAGAAGUGCCAUGCAGCAGUUAACAGAUUGUCAGUCGUGCCAUAAACCAAAGCCGUCUUGUAGAUGUAGGACCUGCCCUAAAUGUCAGUACAAAGGGAAUGACUUCAGAGUAAGUAUUGUGUUUCACAUAAUUUGUUUAGGUAACUAUUAUAUAAUCCGAAUAUGCAUACAAUUUGCCAAGCACACUACUGAUCGUUGA
Molecule: messenger RNA, 1312 nt
Organism: Pecten maximus
Lineage: Eukaryota; Metazoa; Mollusca; Bivalvia; Pectinida; Pectinidae
Product: myosin heavy chain, clone 203-like
Exons: 12
Coding region: 107-1312 (401 amino acids)
Molecular function (GO): zinc ion binding
Source: RefSeq, a predicted model, not a curated record